AUGCAGAUUGGAUUAUUGCAAACACUUCCAAGCAUUGCCGCUAUUUUGGGUCCACCCUUCUGGGGCGGUGUGGCUGACCAUAUCCGUGACCAGCGACUUGUGCACGUGUUUUGCAUCGUCAGCGGCACGUUGCUGCAGUUUUUUACCAGAUAUUUCUACUGGUCACUGGGCUGGACGGUGUUGAUCGUUCUUCUCAGUCGGAUCCAAAGCUUCCCUACAGGCUCACUCCUGGAUCACACCGUGCUCAAUGUACUGGUAAAGGAAGGAGGAGAGUACGGAAAACAGAGACUAUUUGGCGCUGUAGGGUUUUUCAACGUUGCUAGUGCUGCGAUUGAUCCCCCCCCAUCAAGUAUGAUGAGAAGUACACUCAGCUGGAGACUGCAAAUGAGCUUUCUCCAGCUUAAUCUUUACAAUCUUGCUGGGGAUGAUCCGCAUAUCAUUGGUGUGGCUAUUAUGUGUGAGACAGCGUCUGAGCUGCCUGCAUUUUUCUUUGCUGACCAAAUUGUAACGAAAAUUGGUACAGUAAACGUACUGCUAGUGUCUCUUGUGGGUUACACGCUACGUAUUACUUACUAUGCGCUCAUGACAAAUCCUUGGGGGGCAAUUCCGUUUGAGUUCCUGCACGGCAUCACAUUUGGACUGACGUGGGCAGCUUGUACACAGUACGUAUUUUCUGCAGCGCCUUGUGGAUGUGAGGGAACUGUCAUGGGUGUGUUGAGUGCUGUUCAAAACGGUCUGGCGCUAGCGUCGGGCACGCUUGUCGGCGGAUACUUUUACCAACACUACGGCGCUCGGGUGAUGUGGAUUGUGACAGGGCUCGGUCUACCUCUGUCAUUGAUUAGCAUUGCUACAUUUGCAUAUCUAAAACACGACGAAUGCAACAAGGUGUCAAAAGCGGAACUGUUGCAGGAGCAAGCUGCUUUGUUUUCCCCUCAUCGUGGUGACGCACAGGGCUUAAAGUCUCCGUUGUAUGCACAGGAAUUGAAUUCGUCGUCACAUCUUUUUGGAACCGCGAGCAAAUUCAAGCGGCGCGAGCAGGCCAAACGUAAGAUUGAGAUAGAGCGUCGGGAACGUGAGGUGGCUUUCAAGGCUCGUGAGGAGCUGGAGAUGCUUCAGAAGCAGAAGCGCGUGGAACGCGUUGCAGAAUUGGAGCGACAGGAGCAGGAGGCGCGUGAAGAGCUGCGGGUUACCGGUGGAAUCAAGUACUUGCAGCAACUAAAACCCGUUCCAACGACUUCGGAUGGUGACAAGAUUACGUUGCCGGUGUCGGCGCUGAAGGAGCUUAAUCCACAGAAUGCGCUAGACCUCGGUGUGUUCACGUUUGAGCUGUCGUUUGAAGAUCAGUUUGCAGAACGAUGUGGAGAAGCGACAACCGAAAGACAGACACACGCAGGAGUACUAGAGUUUGUGGCGGACGAAGGAACGGUGGGGCUGCCACCGAAGGUUGCCGCGUCGUUAUUCGCGCGGAUAAAUGAGCUACCAGAUAGUGUUCAGGUGCGCUUUGUGCGUUUGGAGAAGGGAAAGUUUGCAAGUCUGCAGCUGAGAGGAAGUGGUUUUGGCGACCGUCAGAUUGACUUUAAACAGAUGCUUGAGCGCUCACUCAAGACGCACACGACGCUGACGGAGGAUGACGUACUGUUCAUCAGACAUGGCAAAUUGACGUUUGAAGUGCUCGUAUCGGAACUGAAACCCGAGCGAGCUGUUAACCUGAUCAACACAGAUCUUGAGGUGGAUGUAAUACCAUGUGAAGCUGUGAUGAAGGCGAAGGAAGAUGAGAAGCGAAUGGAAAAAGAGGCUGCGCGCGUUAUGGCACUGGCGCAAGAAAAGGAACAGUGGAAAGCAAACAAGAUGGCGACAUUGUUGCCCGAACCUUUUGCAGAAGAAGGUCAACUGGUGAGGAUUGUGCUUAAAAUGCCUGAGAGGCAGGCUACGCGCCGGUUCUUGCCCUCGUCUCCACUGCAAAGCGUAUUUGAUUUUGUCGAGGCACUUACGGGCGAGAAUGCGCGGCUAUAUCAACUGGCGGCUACAUACCCACGUCGACUUUUUGGAGUUGAAGCAGCUGAUAAGACACUGCAAGAAGUCGGCCUAAACGGCCGCCAAGAAGUGUUGUUUGUUGAAAGACUGACUGAAAGUGAAGUUAUUUGUGAGACUGCUACUACGCAAGGAACACUACGUGCAGGUCAGGCACCAGUUGCUUGGCCACGAACCCAGCUACCUGAUGUUUGGGAUGAAGCUCGACGAACUCUGGAAACGCGGCUUGAUGAAAGUAUGCACGCAACUGCAGCGUCUGCUAUUCACGCCAUGGAACCUGAUAUCCCUGUCGCGCAGUCUGCAGACCAUGAGAUUAAGUGGCAGGCUCAACUAAACGAGCUGGAGCAGAUGGGCUUCAUGAAUCGAUCGCUGAAUAUCGAAGUGCUGGAGAGGUAUCAGGGUCGCUUGCUUCGCGUUGUAAAUUUCUUGUCUGAGAUGAUGUAA
Messenger RNA from Peronospora belbahrii, 2475 nucleotides. NCBI's taxonomy places the organism in Eukaryota, Oomycota, Peronosporomycetes, Peronosporales, Peronosporaceae. The record is from the annotation of a GenBank genome assembly.